ACCAUGGGGGAUGUGAAGCUGGCUGCGACACACGUUUCCAAAACCUCCCUCGCUGUGGAUCACUCGAGAGUCGGCUCCAUGCCCCUGACCGAGGCCCCUGCUUUCAUUUUGCCCCCUCGGAACCUCUGCAUCAAGGAAGGGGCCACCGCCAAGUUUGAAGGGAGGGUCCGGGGUUACCCAGAGCCCCAAGUGACAUGGCACAGAAACGGGCAACCCAUUGCCGGUGGGGGCCGCUUCCUGCUGGAUUGUGGUACCCGGGGGACUUUCAGCCUUGUGAUUCAUGCUGUCCAUGAGGAGGACAAGGGAAAGUAUACCUGUGAAGCCACCAAUGGUAGUGGUGCCCGCCAGGUGACAGUGGAGUUGACGGUAGAAGGGGGCUUUGUGAAGAAGCGUGGUCAACCUCUUGUUUCCAAAGCCUUGGGGGACAGAUUUGCAGCCCCUGUGGUGGAGACCCGUCCUAGCAUCUGGGGAGAAUGCCCACCAAAGUUUGCUACUAAGCUGGGCCGAGCGGUGGUCAAAGAAGGACAGAUGGGGCGAUUCUCCUGCAAGAUCACUGGCCGGCCCCAGCCACAGGUCUCCUGGCUCAAGGGAGAUGUUCCCCUGCAGCCCAGUUCCCGUGUGUCUAUGUCUGAGAAGAAUGGGGUGCAAGUCCUGGAAAUCCACGAGGUCAACCAAGAUGACGUGGGAGUGUACACGUGCAUGGUGGUGAACGGGUCAGGGAAGGCCUCCAUGUCUGCUGAGCUCUCCAUCCAAGGCUUGGACAUUGCCAAUAGGUCGCUUGUGAGAGGAGCAAAGGUGGCCAAUUCAGACAUCAGGAAGGAAGUGACCCCUGGAAUCGCUCAGGGGCUGAAACUGGAUGGCCUGGAGGCUGCAGCUGAGAGUAAGAACUGCUCCAGCCUCCAGAGAGGUGGCUCCCAGACCUGGGCCACGGGGAACCAGCCUCAGCCCCCGAGGGAAUCUGAGCCGGCGCCGGCGGGGGACUCGCCCGGAAAGGCCCUGAGGACCCCCGUCCAGCAGAAGACUUCCAGCACCAUCACCCUGCAGGCCGCAAAAGUGCAGCUGGCACCGAGAGCGCCGGUCUCGGAUGCCCUGUCUCCUUCCAGAGAAGAGAGGGAGAAGCCAGCUGCUUGCCCUCCAGCCGCCCUCCACACCAGGCAGUGUGGCCUGGGAAGCCAAGACACUGUGAGCCAGGUUGCUACCAGGAAGGUCCCCACGGAGGGCCAGGGGGACACAACAUUCCCCAAAUUUGAGAGCAAGCCCCAAAGCCAGGAAGUCAAUGAGGAUCAGCCAGUCAAGUUCAGAUGCGAAGUUUCAGGGAUCCCGAAGCCCGAAGUGACCUGGUUCCUGGACGGUGCCCCUUUGAGGAGAAGAGAAGGCACCAUCGAGGUUUAUGAAGCUGGGGGGACCCAUUACCUCUGCCUCCUGAGAGCCCGGGCCAGGGACAGCGGGAACUACAGCUGCACAGCCACCAAUGUCCGAGGCCGGGUGUCCUGUGGCUGGACCCUCCUGGUGAAAAGGCUGGCCGUGAUGGAGGCGGCCCCCUCAUUCUCCAGUGUCCUAAAGGACUGCAGUGUCGUUGAGGGCCAGGACUUCGUGCUGCAGUGCUCGGUGCAGGGGACCCCGGUGCCCCGAAUCACUUGGCUGCUCAAUGGGCAGCCCAUCCAGUAUGCUCACUCCACCUGCGAGGCUGGCGUGGCUGAGCUCCACAUCCAGGAUGCCCUCCCAGAGGACGAUGGCACCUACACCUGUCUGGCCCAGAACACCUUGGGGCAGGUGUCCUGCAGCUCCCGGGUCACUGUCCAUGAAAAGAAGAGUGACGAGAAAAGUGAGUACCUCCUGCCCACGGCCUCCAGCAAGCCCGUCGCGCCCCUCUUCCUGCAGGGCCUCUCUGAUCUCAGAGUCAUGGACGGGAGCCAGGUCACCAUGACAGUCCAGGUGUCAGGGAACCCGCCCCCUGAGGUCAUCUGGCUUCACAACGGGAAUGAGAUCCAGGAGUCAGAAGACUUCCACUUUGAACAGAGAGGCACUCAGCACAGCCUCUGUAUCCAGGAAGUGUUCCCGGAGGACACGGGCACUUACACCUGUGAAGCCUGGAACAGCGCAGGAGAGGUCCGCACCCAGGCCAUGCUCACAGUGCAAGAGCCUCAGGAUGGCACCCAGCCCUGGUUCAUCAGCAAGCCCCGCUCAGUGACAGCCUGCCUGGGCCAGAGUGUCCUCAUCUCCUGUGCCAUAGCUGGGGACCCCUUCCCCACUGUGCACUGGCUCCGGGACGGCAAAGCCCUCUCCAAAGACACUGGCCACUUCGAGGUGCUACAGAAUGAGGACGUGUUCACCCUGGUUCUAAAGAACGUGCAGCCCUGGCAUGCCGGCCAGUAUGAGAUCCUGCUCAAGAACCGGGUUGGUGAAUGCAGUUGCCAGGUAUCACUGAUGCUACAGAGCAGCCCUGCCAGAGCUGUCCUGCGGGGGAGGGAGCCUGCCAGUGGUGAGGGCCUCUGCAGCCGAGGAGCUGGCGCUGAUGGUGGUGGAGGUGGCGGCUACGGGAGCCUGAGGCCCGGCUGGCCAGCAGGAGGGCAGGGCGGGCCCGACGAGGGAGACGGCGAGGGCGUGCGCGGGGUGCUCACGAGGCGCGUGGAGACGCGGCAGCACACGGAGGAGGCCAUCCGCCAGCAGGAGGUGGGGCAGCUGGACUUCCGCGACCUCCUGGGCAAGAAGGUGAGUACCAAGACCUUGUCUGAAGAGGACCUGAAGGAGACCCCAGCCGAGCAGAUGGAUUUCCGCGCCAACCUGCAGCGGCAGGUGAAGCCGAAGACUGUGUCGGAGGAAGAGAGGAAGGUGCAUAGCCCCCAGCAGGUGGACUUCCGCUCUGUCCUGGCCAAGAAAGGGACUCCCAAGACCCCUGUGCCUGAGAAGGUGCCACCUCCAAAACCUGCCACCCCAGAUUUUCGCUCGGUGUUGGGUAGUAAGAAAAAAUUACCUGCAGAGAAUGGCAGUAACAACUCUGAAGCCUUGAAUGCCAAGGCAGCAGAAGGUCCCAAGCCUGCAGGCAAUGCCCAGCCUUCAGGAUUUCUGAAAACCGUGGACAAUGCCAAGCCGGCUGAGACCCCCAAACCCUUGGGUAAUGUCAAGUCAGCUGAGACCCCCAAACCCUUGGGCAAUGGUAAGUUGUCCGAGGCCCCCAAACCGGCUGGGAACGAAGAACUUAAGAAGGAGGUUAAGAAUGAUGUGAACUGCAAGAGGGGCCAUGCAGGGGCCACAGAUAAUGAAAAAAGACCUGAGAGCCAAGGGACAGCCCCAGCCUUCAAGGAGAAGCUAUGCGAUCUCCGUGUGGUGGAGGGUGAGAAACUGCUGCUCCAGUGCCAGGUGUCCUCUGAGCCCCCAGCCACCAUCACCUGGACACUGAAUGGAAAGAUGCUCAAGACUACCAAGUUCAUUGUCCUCUCUCAAGAAGGCUCGCUGUGCUCCGUGUCCAUUGAGAAGGCCCUGCCCGAGGACAGAGGCUUAUACAAGUGCGUAGCCAAGAACAGCGCCGGCCAGGCUGAGUGUUCCUGCCAAGUCACCGUGGACGAUGCCCCCACCAGUGAGAACGCCAAGGCCCCGGAGAUGAAAGCCCGGAGGCCAAAGAGCUCUCUUCCUUCCAUGCUAGGAACGGAGAGUGAUGCAACUGUGAAAAAGAAACCUGCCCCCAAGACCCCUCCGAAGGCAGCCAUGCCCCCUCAGAUCAUCCAGUUUCCUGAGGACCAAAAGGUGCGAGCAGGAGAGCCUGUGGAGCUGUUUGGUAAAGUGGCCGGCACCCAGCCCAUCACCUGCACCUGGAUGAAGUUCCGAAAGCAGAUCCAGGAGAGUGAGAACAUCAAGGUGGAGAACAGUGAGAAUGGCAGCAAGCUCACCAUCCGUGCCGCACGCCAGGAACACUGUGGCUGCUACACUCUGCUGGUGGAGAACAGGCUGGGCAGCAGGCAGGCCCAGGUCAACCUCACCGUUGUGGACAAGCCGGACCCCCCGGCCGGCACGCCUUGUGCCUCUGACAUCCGCAGCUCCUCGCUGACCCUGUCCUGGUACGGCUCCUCGUACGAUGGGGGCAGCGCUGUACAGUCCUACAGCGUCGAGAUCUGGGACUCGGCGGACAAGAAGUGGAAGGAACUAGCCACGUGCCGCAGCACCUCUUUUAACAUCCAGGACCUGCUGCCUGACCGAGAGUAUAAAUUCCGUGUGCGCGCAAUCAACGUCUAUGGAACCAGUGAGCCGAGCCAGGAGUCUGAACUCACAGUGGUGGGAGAGAAACCUGAGGAGCCGAAGGAUGAAGUGGAGGUGUCAGAUGAUGAUGAAAAGGAGCCCGAGGUCGAUUACCGGACCGUCGCGGUCAAUACUGACCAGAAAGUGUCUGACUUCUACGACAUCGAAGAGAGACUAGGAUCUGGGAAAUUUGGACAGGUCUUUCGACUUGUAGAAAAGAAAACUGGAAAAAUCUGGGCAGGGAAAUUCUUCAAGGCAUAUUCAGCAAAAGAGAAAGAGAACAUCCGGCAGGAGAUCAGCAUCAUGAACUGCCUCCACCACCCCAAGCUGGUCCAGUGUGUGGAUGCCUUCGAAGAGAAGGCCAACAUCGUCAUGGUCCUGGAAAUCGUGUCCGGGGGCGAGCUGUUCGAGCGCAUCAUCGACGAGGACUUCGAGCUGACCGAGCGGGAGUGCAUCAAGUACAUGAGGCAGAUCUCGGAGGGGGUGGAGUACAUCCACAAGCAGGGCAUUGUCCACCUGGACCUCAAGCCCGAGAACAUCAUGUGUGUCAACAAGACAGGCACCAGGAUCAAGCUCAUCGACUUCGGUCUGGCCAGGAGGUUGGAGAACGCGGGGUCUCUGAAGGUCCUCUUUGGCACCCCAGAGUUCGUUGCACCUGAAGUGAUCAACUAUGAGCCCAUUGGCUACGCCACAGACAUGUGGAGCAUCGGGGUCAUCUGCUACAUCCUGGUCAGUGGACUGUCCCCCUUCAUGGGUGACAACGAUAACGAAACCUUAGCCAACGUCACCUCAGCCACCUGGGACUUUGACGACGAGGCCUUCGAUGAGAUCUCUGAUGACGCCAAGGAUUUUAUCAGCAGCUUGCUGAAGAAAGAUAUGAAAAACCGCUUGGACUGCACCCAGUGCCUUCAGCAUACAUGGCUAACGAAAGACACCAAGAACAUGGAGGCCAAGAAACUCUCCAAGGACCGGAUGAAGAAGUACAUGGCAAGAAGAAAAUGGCAGAAAACGGGCAAUGCUGUGAGAGCCAUUGGAAGACUGUCCUCUAUGGCAAUGAUCUCAGGGCUCAGUGGCAGGAAAUCUUCAACAGGGUCACCAACCAGCCCACUCAAUGCAGAAAAACUAGAGUCUGAAGAAGAUGUCUCCCAAGCUUUCCUUGAGGCUGUCGCUGAGGAAAAGCCCCAUGUAAAACCCUACUUUUCUAAGACCAUCCGUGAUUUAGAAGUUGUGGAGGGAAGUGCUGCUAGAUUUGACUGCAAGAUCGAAGGAUACCCAGACCCUGAGGUCGUCUGGUUCAAAGAUGACCAGUCAAUCAGGGAGUCCCGCCACUUCCAGAUAGACUACGAUGAGGAUGGGAACUGCUCUUUAAUCAUUAGUGAUGUUUGCGGGGAUGACGAUGCCAAGUACACAUGCAAGGCUGUCAACAGUCUUGGAGAAGCCACCUGCACAGCAGAGCUCAUUGUGGAAACCAUGGAGGAAGGAGAAGGAGAAGGAGAAGGGGAAGAAGAGGAGGAAGAAUGAAACAAAGCCAGAGAGAAGCAAUUUCUAACUCAUAUUACAAAGACUAUCUCUCUAAAGCUCAAAAAACCCAAGACAGUAAAAGCACCUAGUGUGAUAGAUUAGUUAGGUCAUUUGGGGGUUGAUUCUUCAGCAAUAGUGGUUGAUACCCAGCAGCGUUACUGAGGGGCAUUAAUUUAAAUUAGCUGGCACCUUAAGAUUCUAGUACAGCUAGAUUUCAUUUGGGGAAAUCACCAGUAACUUGCCUGACCAACCAAUUUUAGAGAAAAAGUAACCAGAAGGAAGCUUUAUCUGGGCAAAGUCAUAUAAAUUCUCCAACUGAAAGCACUCAUGAAAAAACAAGGUCACAGCCCUGCCCAAAGGGUCCCUGGAGAUGGUCUCUCCCAGCUCCUACUCCAGAGAACCAGGUCUUCUCCAGUCCUGUAGCACUUCGUUCUGCAGGCAGUUGAGCCAUUUUAACUUAUGAGGCACAAUAUUUCCAAAGUAUACUAUAGUACUAUAGACAUUUGAACUUUGCUUUUCCAUCCCCUGUUCUACCUGCCAGUUUUUCUGGAUCUGGACUUGCCAUGAGUUUAAGCAUUAGGGACAUGACACUUUUUAGAUCCUGAAGACACGUCUCCUGCUCAUGGAUGACUGGCUUCCUUAGGAAAAACAGACUCUCCUUUCUUCCAAAAUCAGUAGGAAAUCUAAACUUAUCCCCUCUUUGAAGAUUUCUAGAAGCUUCAGACAUUCUUAUAGGAACCUAUGGAAAAAAAUCCUUGUUAAUGUGCUUUUCUGAAACCAGGACUCAUACCUGCGCUGUUUUAGAAUAUCAGCUCUGCAUGUGUGGUAAAGAUUUUUGUGUUUGAAUG
Molecule: messenger RNA, 6602 nt
Organism: Kogia breviceps (pygmy sperm whale)
Lineage: Eukaryota; Metazoa; Chordata; Mammalia; Artiodactyla; Physeteridae
Gene: MYLK
Product: myosin light chain kinase
Biological process (GO): protein phosphorylation; tonic smooth muscle contraction
Cellular component (GO): lamellipodium; cytoplasm; stress fiber
Molecular function (GO): ATP binding; protein binding; myosin light chain kinase activity
Source: RefSeq, a predicted model, not a curated record